This is a messenger RNA of Haliaeetus leucocephalus (bald eagle), 2410 nucleotides long. It is a transcript of the gene KANSL2, whose product is annotated as KAT8 regulatory NSL complex subunit 2. The record is from RefSeq and is a predicted model, not a curated record. NCBI's taxonomy places the organism in Eukaryota, Metazoa, Chordata, Aves, Accipitriformes, Accipitridae. Bases 42 to 2231 code for a protein of 729 amino acids. Gene Ontology annotation, cellular component: NSL complex. The transcript is spliced from 9 exons.
GCGAGGCAGCAAGGAGGCCGGGGCGGCAGCGAGGUGUUGGCAUGAACAGAAUUCGGAUCCAUGUUUUGCCAUCAAGCCGAGGACGCCUCACUCCUGUGCCGCGGCCACAGGAGCCUCUGUCAUGUGCCUUCACCCACCGCCAGUGCUCCCAGCCACGGCUGGAGGGGCAGGAGUUUUGUAUUAAGCACAUUCUUGAAGACAGGAGUGCCCCUUUCAAGCAGUGCAGUUAUGUUUCAACAAAGAAUGGAAAGCGGUGUCCCAACGCUGCGCCCAAACCAGAGAAGAAAGAUGGUGCGUCGUUCUGUGCGGAGCAUGCCCGUAGGAACGCUCUGGCACUCCAAGCUCAGAUGAAGAAGUCCAGUCCUGGGCCUGUAAGCGAGACUCUCCUUUGCCAGCUUAGCUCUUAUGCCAAAACAGAGCUGGGCUCUCAGACUGCAGAGAGCAGCCGCAGCGAAGCCAGUCGGAUCCUAGAUGAGGACAGCUGGAGUGAUGGUGAGCAGGACCCUAUCACAGUGGACCAGACGUGGCGAGGGGACCCAGACAGCGAGGCUGACAGCAUCGAUAGUGACCAGGAGGAUCCCUUGAAGCAUGCUGGUGUAUACACAGCUGAGGAGGUGGCUUUGAUCAUGCGAGAGAAGCUGAUUCGCCUGCAGUCUCUCUAUAUUGACCAGUUCAAACGGCUCCAGCACCUUCUGAAGGAGAAGAAGCGCCGAUACCUGCACAGCCGUAAGGGAGAGCAUGAAGCCAUAGGCAGCAGCCUUCUGACAGGCCCGGAGGGGCUGAUGGCCAAGGAGCGUGAGAACCUGAAGCGCCUGAAGUGCCUGCGCCGCUACCGGCAGCGCUAUGGCGUGGAGGCCCUGCUCCACCGGCAGCUGAAGGAGCGCAGGAUGCUGGCGACCGAUGGCGCUGCCCAGCAGGCACACACCACCCGCUCCAGCCAGAGGUGCUUGGCCUUUGUCGACGAUGUCCGAUGCUCGAACCAGUCCCUCCCGAUGACCAGGCACUGCCUUACACACAUCUGUCAGGACGCUAAUCAGACUCUGUUCAAACCGUGUCAAGGCUCCGAGGAAGUGCCCUGCAACAAGCCAGUGCCCGUGAGCCUUUCGGAGGAUCCAUGCUGCCCGCUCCAUCUCCGUUUGCCUCCGCAGAUGUACGUACCUGAGCAGGUGCUGGCUGUCCCUGAGGAGCUGGAAGCUGCCCCCACAGAUCUGUACUUGAGUGCUGCUGAGCUCCAGCCCACGGAGAGCUUGCCCCUGGAGUUCAGCGAUGACCUGGACGUGGUGGGCGAUGGCAUGCAGUGUCCUCCGUCCCCUCUGCUCUUUGAUCCUUCUGUGGCCCUCGAUCAGUCCCUUAGAGAAGUUGCCGAGGCCCCCAUAGACAUACUGGCCCUGGAGGAGCCUUCCCACCCAGGUCUCCCUCUGCAGACGGCACCGACGGACAGAGGGAGCUCCUCUGCUCACAUCUUCUCUCCGGCCACCGAGCCUCCAGCUGAGCUGCCUGUGCAGGUACAGCUGGGAGAGCACGAGCGGCUUCCAGCCGUAGCACAGCUCUUGCUCUGGCUGAACCACAGCUCUCAGGGCUCUGGAGGAUGUGUCUUCCCGGGGGAGGGGAGGAGGAGUCCCUGUUUGCCCUCCAGACAUGCAGCCAAGCCCUGGGUGGUUGCUCUCCCAUGCAGCGGGAGUUCGGACCAGUGCUACGCCCACGGUCUGGAUGAUGUUAGAAGUGUUGAGGGGGUGGCAGCCAGAGCCUGUCCCCGGGGCAGUGGUGGAGGACGAGCAGUCGCCUCUUCUCCGUGGGUGGCUCAGUGCCACCCUCUUCCUGUGCGUGGGACGGGUGUCGCAGGAGCUGUCUGGGACGUGGUGGAGAUGUCUCACAGGCUGGGGACUACCGGCUGUGGGAAGCCCAUUUUCUCCCAUCUGGGGAUUUUAAGGGGAGCUGUCAUCUUCUGGGCAAAGGGCUUCUGCUUUUUGCUUCUUUUGAGUCUCAUUUUUCACUUGCAAUUCACUCCUCUUGUGUCCUGCCCGGAGCCUGUGGCUUGCUCUGGACAUGCCCGCAGGGCGUCAUCUUUGGAGAUGUCCUCAGACGUCCCACCCUGCAUCCCCUGUCACCCCUCCAACGCUGUCCCUGCAGUCGAGGAGUCCCUGCAGUGCCUCUCCCCUGCUGGGAGCCAAGUGUUGGGGUGGGGGGACCCCAACCCUGGAGCACGCACUCUCCCCCCAGGCCCUGAAUGAAGACCACCGGUUUGCAGUAGCCGUUGGUUUCAAGCAGGAGCCCAGAGGAAACGUCUCCCAGUCUGUUGGCGCUCCCAUCCCCAUGGAACGACCAAUUCGUGUGGGAGCGACAACAGCCUGGGCUUGCCCUCGCCUCUGCCCAGGCAAGUCCUGCUGCAGCCAGCCCACCAUCCCUUUUC